Lachancea fermentati is the source of this 1065-nucleotide messenger RNA. NCBI's taxonomy places the organism in Eukaryota, Fungi, Ascomycota, Saccharomycetes, Saccharomycetales, Saccharomycetaceae. The record is from the annotation of a GenBank genome assembly.
AUGUCUCAAUUUACCCGCUGUUCCACUUCCAAGUACAAGUUCGGUGCUCACAUAUCCACUGCAGGAGGGGUGUCAAAUAGCGUCUCCAACGCCUUCAACAUCGGCUGCAACGCAUUUGCCAUGUUCUUGAAAUCCCCUCGCAGAUGGGUUUCGCCGGCCUACUCCCAGGAAGAGAUUGACAAGUUCAAAGCUAAAUGUAAAGAGCUCGGAUAUGACCCCAUUACCGACGUGCUACCCCAUGGGCAGUAUUUCAUCAACCUCGCGAAUCCAGAUCCAGAAAAGGCCCAGAAAAGUUACGACAGUUUUCUAGACGACUUACAGCGAUGCGAACAAUUGGGUAUUGGGCUUUACAAUUUCCAUCCUGGUUCGACACUCAAAGGUGAUCACGACGAACAGUUGAAGCAACUUGCAUUCUACAUCGACAAGGCCCAUUCUGAAACGAAAUUCGUCAAGAUUGUGCUCGAAAACAUGGCUGGAACCGGCAACUUAGUAGGCAGCAAUCUCACUGAUUUGCAAAAAGUUAUUGAUAUGGUCAAGGAUAAAUCUCGUGUUGGUGUUUGCGUUGACACUUGUCACACCUUCGCUGCGGGCUACGACAUCAGCACUGAAGAUGCCUUUCAUAAAUUUUGGCAAGAAUUUGAUCAAAUUGUCGGUUUCAAAUAUCUAUCCGCUAUCCAUCUCAACGACUCGAAGGCGCCGCUCGGUGCUAAUAGGGAUCUGCACGAGAAACUCGGCGAAGGAUUUCUCGGGCUUGAAGUGUUCAAGCUCAUCGCGCACGCAGACUUCCUGCAGGGUAUCCCCAUAAUUCUCGAAACACCUCAACCACAAGACGAAGGCUACGGAAAGGAAAUUAAGUUGCUCGAAUGGCUUGAAAACUUCAACGAAGAUGCAGAUGCCAAAGAGUUUGUCUCGAAAUCCGACGAAUUGCAAGCACUCGGAGCCACAUCCAGGAAAGAGCAAGCAGCAAAGUUUGACAAAAAGAAAACCACCACCAAGAGGAAAGCUAAAGGUGUCGAUAUAGUCAAUCAAUUGGGUAACAAGAGGGCGAAGAAGGAAUCUAACUAA